Rhodamnia argentea is the source of this 1717-nucleotide messenger RNA. Its product is annotated as 3-ketoacyl-CoA synthase 11-like. The transcript has 3 exons. Gene Ontology annotation, cellular component: membrane. Gene Ontology annotation, biological process: fatty acid biosynthetic process. Gene Ontology annotation, molecular function: acyltransferase activity, transferring groups other than amino-acyl groups. NCBI's taxonomy places the organism in Eukaryota, Viridiplantae, Streptophyta, Magnoliopsida, Myrtales, Myrtaceae. The record is from RefSeq and is a predicted model, not a curated record. The coding region runs from base 21 to 1607 and encodes 528 amino acids.
CAAAAAUCUUGUCCGCGGAAAUGGCCGAACAACAAGAACGGAUGAGUCGACAAAACCCAGAUCAGACAGUCCCCAUCUCAGUCGAACCUCGAAGCCAAGACUCGAACAGACCAUCGAACUUCCCCUUGCCUGCGAAACUCAAGUACGUGAAGCUCGGCUACCACUACCUCAUCUCCAACGCCAUGUACUUACUCCUCGUGCCACUCCUCGGCAUCUCCUCCGCCCACCUCUCGACCCUCACGGCCAGAGACCUGGCCCAGCUCUGGGACCAGCUCAGGUUCAACCUCGUCAGCGUUGUCCUCUGCUCGACCCUCAUGGUGUUUCUGGUCACUCUCUACUCCAUGGCCCGACCCAGGAAAGUCUACCUCGUCGACUUCGCCUGCUACAAGCCUGACCCGGCCCGGAUAUGCACCCGUGAGACCUUCAUGGAGCGGUCGGAGCUCACGACUGCCUUCACUGAGGAGAACCUAGCUUUCCAGCAGCGGAUCCUUGAGCGGUCCGGGCUCGGACAGCGGACGUACGUGCCUGAGGCCGUGCUCCGGGUCCCACCAAACCAGUGCCUAGAAGAAGCGCGGGCAGAGGUUGAGGCCGUCAUGUUUGGGGCGGUCGACCAGCUGCUGGCCAAGACCAGGGUCAAGGCCAAGGACAUAGGGAUCCUGGUCGUGAACUGCAGCUUGUUCAACCCGACGCCAUCACUGUCGGCGAUGGUCGUGAGCCACUACAAGCUCAGCGAGAAUGUGUUGAGCUACAAUCUUGGCGGGAUGGGUUGCAGCACUGGAUUGAUUUCUAUCGACCUUGCUAACCAGUUAUUACAGGUGCAUCCUAACUCUUAUGCCCUAGUGGUGAGCAUCGAGAGCAUCACCCUCAACUGGUACUUCGGCAAUGACCGGUCGAUGCUGGUCACGAACUGCCUCUUCCGGAUGGGCGGCGCAGCGAUCCUCCUCUCCAACCGGUCCUCUGACCGCCGGCGCUCCAAGUACCAACUCAUCCACACCGUGCGCACCCACAAAGGCUCGGAUGACAAGAGCUACGGCUGCGUGUUCCAGCGAGAGGACGAGAAGAAGAUAGUCGGCGUGUCGCUUUCCAAGGACUUGAUGGCGGUCGCCGGGGAAGCCCUAAAGACCAACAUCAUGACCCUCGGCCCGUUAGUGCUUCCGAUGUCGGAGCAGCUCUUGUUCUUCGUGACCUUGGUUGCGAGGAAGGUGUUCAAGAUGAAGAUUAGGCCGUACAUUCCCGACUUCAAGCUGGCCUUCGAGCAUUUUUGCAUCCACGCUGGAGGCCGAGCUGUUCUCGACAAGAUAGAGAAGAACCUCGAGCUCACCGAUUGGCACAUGGAGCCCUCACGAAUGACUCUAUGCCGGUUCGGGAACACGUCGAGUAGCUCGCCAUGGUACGAAUUGACCUAUUCGGAGGCCCAAGGAAGGAUUAGGAAAGGCGAUAGGACAUGGCAGAUUGCUUUCGGGUCCGGAUUCAAGUGCAACAGCGUAGUAUGGCGGGCGCUGAGGACUGUCGACCCGACGAAGGAGAAGAACCCAUGGAUGGACGAGAUUCACGAGUUCCCCAUCCAUGUUCCGAAAGCGGUGUCCAUUGGAUCUACCGUGAAAUAAGCGCAUCGAUCGGGAUUUUGGCCAUAUAGGCAAGGUUCAUUCUGAAGGGUACGCAGAACCUUAAUAAUCAUUUUACCUCGUGUUUAUGCACAAGCAUCAUUCCAAAACUA